CCGGUAUUGGGUCAGGUGUAACAACUACCACAGCGUCAGAUAACAGUAAUCCCACCGCCCAGAAUCAUCACCAACAACAGCAACCGAAACACUCUCAUCAACAUCAAAACCGAACAAAGUCCAUAAAUUCAGACAAUAACUAUUCAAACCAAGAUAAUGUUAGUACUAUGGAUAAUGAUGAAGCAUUUGUUAAUAAUGAAAAUAUUAAAAGUGACCUUGGCUCUAUUGAUCGAUCCUCUUUAUUUGGGACACCAAGAACAGAUUCAAAUUCUACUGGUUGUUCAUAUGAAAGAACAUUUAAUCCACAAAUAACUCAUAAGAAUGAUAAUUUAUUACAUUCUUCAUGUACUUGUAUACAAAAGCAACAAAAAAGAGACUAUUCACAAUCGACUUGUUGUUAUCAUCGAAAUUAUCAUGAUCAAUUGGUAGAUGGGAAUAUAUCUUCUCAAUUAGAUUCAGAACAACUUAGUGCAACAAAUUCUCAAGUAAGCAGUGGAGUUGGUUCAAUGACUUCAUCAAACGCUGGUAGUGGUUGUAAUUGUACCGGUACAGGAUUAAACAAUACAAAUAUAAAUGUUUUAGAGAAUGCCAGUGGUAAUGUUAGUAGCAAUAUCUGUGUUAAUACAUUACCUAGAUUUGCUCAAGGUGACAAUUCAUCCAAAUUAACUAAUGAUUAUCCAAAUAAUUCACAAGUAUUCAAUGAAGAUGAUAAUAACAUAUCAAUAAUGUGGAGAAAGUAUUAUAAAUCAUAUGGUUAUUGUUCACCGUGUAACAACCAAAGUGAAACGUUUUAUCCUGAAAUAUUCAAUUCCGAGACGGAGUGUUAUUCAAAUACACCAGCAACUGUAUUAAAUGGUUUCUCUUCCACUGUUUUCCCUGUUCCACCUUCCAUUUCAACAUAUCAAUACCACCAUAAUCCUCAUCUUCAUCAUCAUCAUCAUCAUCAGCAGCAAUGUCAUUCACAAAAUAACCUUGACUUAGUUAUGUCAAGUUCAAAUCAUAAUAAUGAUGAAAUGCACUUUUCUCCUCACAGUUAUGUUCAUUCAAGUUCAUCUAAUUCAUCACCAUUCAAUUCAAAUCGUCCACAUUCUGUUGAAACAUUUUCGCAUAAUAAUAUAACGAACAAUCGUUUAUUUGACCAUAGACGAUAUACACAUACUUCAUUACCUACUAGAAAUAACAAUCAUGUUAAUGAAAUGAAUAAUACUAUAAACCAAACUAAUCCACAGCAUCCAUACAAUAUAUGUCUUUCUUCUAUAAAUAAUAAUAAUCAACGUGAUAUGAAUAGUAAUAUGAUUUUGAAGAGACAUUCUAUUACUGAUGAUCGAUGUCAUGUAAAUGGAACAUGGUCUACUAAUGCAAAUAAUGGUAAUGCUAAUCAUCAUUAUUGGUCACAUCCAUAUUAUACUAAUCAACAGUCUAUAGGAAAUCAAAUUCCUAAUUGGUUAAAUAAAUCUGGAUUAACAUCAUCAUCAUCGUCAACACUGACAUCGACAUCACUAACAGAAGCUAUGAGAACACAUAAUUCAUCAAAUAGUUUAUGUGUAACAUCAAGAUUUAAUGAUUCAAUAAACUAUUAUCAAGAAUAUCCUAAUUGUUGUCAACCAACAAUAAAUUCAUUUCAAAUAAAUCAAUCUUCAUUAUCCCCAAUUAUGUCUACAAAAACUUCUGCAAAACAACACUCUAAAUUAUCUUGGACAACAGAUGAUAAUUAUUCCGAAUAUCUUAAUUCAAAUCAUUCACAAAAUUCAUAUAUUCAAUCUAAUCGUUUGAUUAACAUUAAUCAUUCUAGUAAUAAGGACAAUUUAAUUGAAAUAGAUCAUAAUAAUCGAACAAAUAUUCAAGGGAAUUGUAAUUCUGAAUUAAAUUGUUGUUAUACAAAUUUUCAGAAUAAUACAACACAAUUGGAAAAUAUAAAUCAUAUAAAUACUAAUCCACUACUCAUUUCGUUAACUUCAUCUCAAUCAUUUUUGAUGAAUUCAUUCAAUACAACAUCCAUAACAACAACAACAACAUCUGAACAAACUCCUUAUUCAUCUUAUCAUUUAACCUCAACUUCAAAUAGAGUUCAUCAAAUAAAUCAAAGAGGUGUUGAACAAAUAAAUAAAAUGAACAAUUUACAUUCAUCCACAAUAGCUUCAGUGACAGCUUCUGCAACAACAACAACAACGACAACGUCUACAGUCAGUAGUUAUCAGAAUUUAAAAGAAAGAGAAGUAUACAAUUUCCCCGUACCAAAUUCUAUUCGUACAUAUAUUAAUCCAUUUCAUUCAUCUAGUUCAUUGUACAGUUCUUUCUUACAAUCAGUUUUUGAAGAACCAACAUACACAUCAUCAUCAUCAUCGUCAUCAUCAUCGACAUCAUCAUCACCAUCUCCAUCCUUAUUAUUAUCAUCGUCAUCAUCAACUCAUCUCGGUCAUUUUAAUCAAUUAUUUGUAAAUGCUGAUCCUAUAAGUAGUAAUCUAGUUGUCUGUAAUAUGUCAACUAUGGAUACAGAUUGUACACCAUUUGAUUCAUCUAAUUAAAAAUAUAUUGUAUAGUUAUUUCAAUAAAAAUGUGAUAAUACAGUAUAUCAAUUAUGAUCACAAUCAUUUUUUGUUGUUGUUGUUGAUAUAUUGAUAAAAACUGGUGAAAAAUGAAAUCAUCCUUCUAAUUCUUAUUUACUUUCUUUCAAUUUCACAUUUUUUUUGUUGCUGUGAGUUAUCAAUGAUAAAGUUUUAUGUUUUUGCAAACUAGUCAGUAUAGUUUGUAGCAUUUGUUGUUGUUGUUGUUGUUGUUGGUGGUGGUGGUGGUGGUUUAUUAUUAUUUCAUAUCCUUUAAUAGUAUCAGAAUUAAGUUAAAAAACUAUACUCUCUUUAAUAAUUGUAUAUUAUUAAAAUUGAAGCCGGUGUCAUUUCUACACCUUCAUUCAUACUAAUUGUAUUAUUCGUUAAAGGAAAUAAAAGCGCCAUUUUUUUCCGUUAUUUUUUAUUUCUAAGCAUUAUUUAUUACUUGUUUUUAUCACUCAUAGAUACUUUAUUAUCGUCUGAAAAUUAGCUUAUAAAUAAUUCAGGAGAACAAAAGGCAUAUGUAUUUAUUGAAUGCGUCGUUUAUUCUGUCGUUGUUGUUGUUGAUGUUCUUGUUUAUUUUACUUCUUUUUCCACCUACUUGUAUAUCCGGUCAUAGAAAUGUAUUGACUUUUGAGUCUUCAUUGUUUUCAUUUCAAAAUCUUCAUGAUUUUUCUAUUCUUUCUUCUUUCUUUUUUCAAAUGAAAACAUUUUGCUAAUUAUCUCUUAUAACUGAUUAUUUAAUUAAAUUAUUCAUUCAUCAAUUUAUUUUAAUCAUCCAUUCAAAAGUUUACAUUGAAAAUAACACAAGAAAACUAAAGUUUAAACAAACAAACUAACUAACUAACUAAUAACAAUCAAGAAAUAAUAGUUACUAUGCUGAAUUAAAACCAGAAUUUGUUUUCUUUUUGUCAUUCAAAUCAUCUGUAAUUAUAAAUUUAUUUUCCAAGUUUCAUAUUUAUGUUUUCUUUCU
Messenger RNA from Schistosoma bovis, 3519 nucleotides. The record is from the annotation of a GenBank genome assembly. Lineage: Eukaryota; Metazoa; Platyhelminthes; Trematoda; Strigeidida; Schistosomatidae.